AUGUUCCUUGCUUUGUCUCCUCGUGGUCCAAUACUGAAUUUUCUUACUCACCGUUCAACAGACUACCACCGUGUCCAACUCGCCGUGCUCUCCGUCCUCACCGUUCUAGCCCAAUUCCAUUUUAUGCGCGCUUCUUCCAAAACAUACUACCCCAUUGUCAUUGUUUCUAAGCAAACUGACCAAAUUGUCUCCCUCGGCUGUGUCUUCAUUGAGCCCAAAUUCCUCCGCGGGCUAGGCAACGUCGGGCACAUCGAAGAUACCGCAGUUCAUAAGCGCCAGCAGGGUAAAAAGUUGGAGUUGAGGAUCAUUCAGAUGUUGACUGGAAUUAGCGCGAACAGUGGAUGUUACAACGAUUUUGAAUUGCAAUAACGAGAAUAUACCUUUCUAUGAGAAAUGUGGGUUCCAGAAGAAAGAGAACGAGACUUCAAGAGAUAAGAGAAAGCUACGAGUAGUGUGUGAUUCUUCAUGGGUGGUCUGCGCACAAGCGAUUAACAAAUCAAUGUCAUUUACGCAUCGAAGAUAAAGGUCCAGAGCGCUUCCUCGACCUUAAAAUCGUGGUGAAUUAUGUUUACCAGAAAACGCUCGUUAUGCACGUUCUCAAGUAACUUGCGUUCGGGUGAGUCUGGGCGAUAGAACGAGGCCCAAUCUAACCAAAUUGAGAAUGCUUCCUCUUUCCAAGCCAAGAACGACUGG
Messenger RNA from Lentinula edodes (shiitake mushroom), 693 nucleotides. RefSeq lists its product as uncharacterized. NCBI's taxonomy places the organism in Eukaryota, Fungi, Basidiomycota, Agaricomycetes, Agaricales, Omphalotaceae. Gene Ontology annotation, molecular function: monosaccharide binding; glucosamine 6-phosphate N-acetyltransferase activity. The record is from RefSeq and is a predicted model, not a curated record. The transcript has 5 exons. Gene Ontology annotation, cellular component: endoplasmic reticulum-Golgi intermediate compartment; Golgi apparatus; endoplasmic reticulum. Gene Ontology annotation, biological process: UDP-N-acetylglucosamine biosynthetic process. The coding region runs from base 1 to 369 and encodes 122 amino acids.